UAGAAUUAAAGUUUGUCUAUGGUAAGCCAAAGAAAGGCGAAGCUAAACAAAAGGCUAGCAUGUAGAUAGCAUUUCCUAAAAUAACAGUAAAUUUUGCGUAAAUACUGACUCGAAAGACUUAAUUUAACGAUAUACUAAAGUGAACUAAUAACUUUUAUUACGUGUGUAUCAUUUAUGUUCAUAAAAUGAAGCACAAUGCAUCGUGUAAUGGUGGCCAUUAAAAGUAAUAAUUAUGUAUAUUGGCAUACUUACUGCUCUACGGACCAGCAAAUAAACAUCUAAAGGAUUACAGUGACUACUUUAUUGUGAAUUACAACUGAACAACAUGUAAACCCAAGUGAUAUUUGUGUUAUGUGUGAAAGGAACAGUGCCUAGUGUAAAUAGACCAUUUGGCACGAACCAUGGCCCAGAAUCAGGGGGAGGUUCAAGUGGGAACACCGAGCCAACCCGUGAAGGAGAAAGACAUUUACGCCUGUUUGCCUGAUAUGCGGACGAACGGGCCACUUGGACCCGACGAACCGUGUCCUGGUGGUGAAGAACUCCGCUGGUUGCCCGCGCAGGCUACAGACCGUGAUCUGGUUAUGUACUUGCGAGCUGCGCGCUCUAUGGCCGCAUUCGCUGGUAUGUGUGACGGAGGCUCCCCAGACGACGGGUGUGUCGCAGCAAGUCGCGACGAUACCACUAUCAACGCUCUGGAUGUGCUUCAUGACUCAGGGUACGACCCUGGUCGCGCUUUACAAGCUCUUGUCAAGUGUCCAGUUCCCAAAGGAAUUGAGAAAAAGUGGACAGAAGAAGAAACAAAAAGAUUUGUCAAAGGAAUUCGGCAAUUUGGUAAGAAUUUCUUUAAAAUUAGAAAAGACCUUUUGCCUCAUAAAGAUACUGCUGAGUUAGUUGAAUUUUACUACUUGUGGAAGAAGACUCCUGGUGCUAGCAGCAAUAGGCCGCAUAGGAGACGACGCCAGGCAUCUCUCAGACGUGUGCGUAAUACCCGCAAUUCUCGUGCUGGGACUCCCAAAGAGCAGACUCCUGAAGCUACACCUACAGUGCCAGAUACUAACGGUUCAAGACCUUCACCCAAUCCUAAAGAAGCUGGCGAGAUGAGUUCAGUGACAGAAGAUGAAAAUUCUGAAGAAGACAGUGAUUCCAGAGAUGCUGGUGACUUAGCUAAAGUAGACACUGUGAGGCCUGAAAACCCAGAGGACUCUCCAAGUCGAAUGAGAACCCGUAAUAAAUCUAAAGAGCAAAGUGCACCCAGCACUCCCAAUGGAAAGAAAGGUCAAGAUGAAAGUGAUAAUGAUUCUAAGCCUAAACCUAAACCUAGUAAACCAAAUGUACAAAGUACCAAUAACAAUACAGCUGAAAAAGUAAUAUCUUCUCCAGUGAGCAAAGAUAUCAAGAAAAAGGUGGUUACAAAUGGUAAAGUGGAUGUGUCCAAAGUAAAGAAACGUCUUCCAGAUGAUACAAAGCCAGAGAUUUUAGAUGGAGAUGUACAGAUGAAAAAGAAAAAGGCAUUGGAACCUCCAGAUAGUCCUGCAGAAAGUCUCACUAAUGAUAGUUUCCCUGCAAUGGAUGAAACUGAAACUCCAGAGCCAGAGCCAGAAGCUUGUGACUUCAGUUUUAAUAAGACUGACAAAGAGAGUUCUGAACAUAAUAAAGAACCAGAAGCAGAACAGCAUGUAAAAUCUGCUGAUCCUCUAGUUAAAAUGGAGAAUAAUACAGAACCUACCAUUAAAACUGAAAAGGAUCCCAUGCCUCCAAAUUUCCAAGUGGCUACUGAAAAAGAUGACCGUAAUGCCUUGGACCUUAAAACUGAUCCAAAUACAGUUACAAAUAAAAUACCGGAAAGCAUGGAACCAAGGCCUCUUGUUAUGCAAAAUCCUAUGUUUUCUAAAACAGAACUUAUUAUACCCAAAGUUACACCUAUGUGUACAGAUCCUAUUGAGAAAAUAAAAAUAAAGGAAGAAAUUGAUACAGAUGAAACAUUAAAUCUGCAAAAAGAGGACUUCCCUAAAGAUCCAUUAUCACAUAAUUUCACUGGACAUCCUGUGAACCAACCAAACAAACCACUUAAUUUGGAAAACACUAAUUUCUUUGUGAAAGACAGUCACAUAUACAAUCCAAAAUUAGGUCACAGUAUUAAAAUUGAAAAUGUGUCUAAUAAUAUCUUCAACCCAUUAAAUAUAACAAAAGACAGCUCAAUUAUAAGAAGUGCAAAAGAUUUUGCAUCUGGCAUGCCACCAUUUUCAUAUCCACCUAAUAUGAACUUUGGAAAUGAUCCUUCAAAGCAUAAUCCACACUUAAAUCCACUUAAGACAGUGAUAAAACUAGAGCCAAGAGACGAAGCAAGUGAAAUGAAAAAUCAAAAUACACCUGAAAUCUUUACUGCAACUAUUUCUUCAUCUAAUAAAGUAGAUUCACCUAAUGCACCUCGGUUAGACUCAUUACAAAGAAUGAGUCCAACACCUACUAAUCCUCGAGGAUCAUCGCCACCUCCAAUGGAACAUCCAACAACUUUGAAUACGGAGCCAAUAUCACCAGCAAACUCGCAAGAGAAUAAAGAGUCUGAUGUAGACGAUAAACAACCAACUGACUUGAAGACGCAACCUGCACCUAAACAAGAUUCCCAGGGUAGCAACUUGAGGCCUCCCUCAUUUCCACAUCCAGUUAGACCAGAAAAUCUUGGAAUUAGAUCAACAGAAGCUUCUAUUACACCAGUUUCUGUACAAAAUAUGCCUCCACCACUCACUCAACCUUCCAUUGCUGGCUUGUUACCACCAGGACCUUUGAUAUCUGUUGGGAGUGGUGCUAAUGUUGGCCCAUAUGGUUUUAUGCCUACAGCAUUGUAUGGUCACCCUGGGCAUCCAGGUCUUGAUAAGCCCGGAUCAAUGCCACCUUUAAUGCCACAACAUCCACCCUCACACAGUAUACAGGGUAGUAAUCUGAUUCCAACACCAGCAAAUCAGACUGACUCAUCAAUGCCGCAAGAUUUGAAAAUCAAACAGGAAGUGCCUGAUAAUGUACCAGCUAAUUUAUCUACGCAGCAAGUUGAUCCACUUCAAUCACUCAAAGAAGUUAAAGUGCCAGGAUAUCCCAUUGGAAGUGCAAUAGCACAACACUUGAAUACUGAAAGAGAUAGAGAGUCAAUAUCUAGUGUGGAAAAUAACAGCAGACCUCCUAGCCAACCUGCUAAUGAAAACUCCAAUAUGCCUAGUGCUUUCCUUGGCCCCAGAAUUGAGAGUAUUAAGAAGGAACCUGACUUUUUACAUCAACCUCACUUGCCACCUACUUCAACAAGUCAGAGUAGCUCUGAAUCAACUAGUCACGUUCCUCCUGUGAAAAGUCCACACACGCCGACACCUAUUAAAAGUCAACCGGGACACAAUGGAACACCAAUGCAUAUUGCUCACUCGUCUGCCACAACAUCGCCUUUCUCAAGGCAUCUGACAAGUCCCUCUCAGCCAAGACAAAUUUCAGCAUCACCUGUUCAACCGAAUACGCCAGUAUCACAUUCGGCACUGAACUUGAUGAAUCCGACACCUCUAUCAAUACCAGCGACAAUACCUGGCCCUGUCAUGCAUUCUGGUCAGCAACCACACCCAUUUGCUUCGCCACUUCACCACCCACAUUUACUGCAUCCAUCUAUCUUUCAACUGUCUGCAGCGGCGGCUCAUGCUAUGCACCCCUAUUAUCCUCACCCACAUCCCGGAUAUUCAAUGCCUUAUCCUUAUCCUUAUGGGCCAUUACCCCAACCACAUCCAAUACCCCCUAUGCACCCUGCGGUGAGCACGGCAGGGCGCCAUGACCCAGUCAAACCUUCGACAAUAGAAUCAACGACGAUGCUCAGCUCGCAUCACAGUCACAGCACUAGUUCAUCAGUUACAACGCGAUCUCUUAGAGAAAUUUCUGAAAGCUCGGAAGAUCCAAGAAAUCCUAAUGCAACAACGGAAAGACAUCAACUGCACGAAACCACGAUGACUCAUCAUCAUUCAACGAGUCAUCACAGCGCGGUGCAUACCAGUACAGAGAAACAACCGAGCCAUGUUGGAGGUGGCACGAACCACACGUUAUCUAUAUCGCAUUCUACUUCGAGCAGUUCAUCGCAAUCAAUCCAGCAUAAAAUCAAUACACAGCAAAAGAGUAGUUCUCAUUCAAAUUCGCCGCACCACUUGUCGGCGAGCGUAUCUCAGACAACCAGCUCGUCAUCAAGCGUUAAUGUUACAAAUAACCAUAACCACACGCAUCAUCAUUCGCACCACUUGGCACACCACCCGGAGCGACUUUCUCCAGCUGAUUCCAUGCUAAUGCGGCAUCAUCCGAAAAUGCUUCCGGGUAAUCCAAAUCAUCUAAUGAUUCAGCCGCCUUCUAUGGGACACCCCAUGGGUCUUGGUUUGCCACCAGGCCCUGGCCCUAGUUCUAUUGAAAGUCUUCGGCUUCAUGCCCAAGCGGCUGCUGGACUUCAGGCAUCACAUCCUAGAUCUAGCUCACCACAUCAGAUGCCUCAUGGACAUCCACACUUGCGAGGUCCACCGCGACCAAUGCCGGACGAAAAUCCUGAGCUCAAACUAGAAACACAAUCACAGCCAGAAGAAGAAGAAAUACCAAGCCCUGCCCAUAUACCUCAUGGGCCGAGUCCUGAACCGAAGAUAGAGGAUACCGAAUGUCACAGAUCUCAAUCAGCCAUUUUCCUUAGGCACUGGAAUCGUGGUGAUUAUAAUUCAUGCACAAGAACAGAUCUCAUAUUUAAGCCAGUGCCAGAGUCCAAACUUGCUCGUAAGCGAGAAGAACGUCUUCGAAAACAAGCUGAGCGGGACAGAGAAGAAAGAGAAAAGAUUGCCCAACAAGCACAUAGAAAGAUAGCUACACCAGAAAAGCCAGAGACUAAGCCCCCGUCAAGAGGCGCUAUUGAAACGAUAACAUCCCCAUACGACAGAUUCCCAAGGCCGCCUGGCUACCCUGAUACACCUGCACUGCGUCAAUUAUCAGAGUACGCUAGGCCACAUGCUGGUUUUAGUCCAGGUAAUCUCCCGCGUCACUGUAUGGACCCGAUGCUCCAGUAUCAGCUCAGUUCUAUGUAUGGUGCUGCGGGUGCACGAGAACGGCUUGAAUUAGAACAUUUAGAACGUGAAAAACGAGAUAGGGAGAUACGAGAACUACGUGAACGUGAACUUAACGACAGACUUAAAGAGGAGCUACUGAAAAACAACGUAGGGCCGAGAGCACUCGAUCCACACUGGCUAGAGAUGCAUCGACGCUACGGUAUGCCGCCACCUCCGCCUCAGGGUGCGAUACCG
Spodoptera frugiperda (fall armyworm) is the source of this 5291-nucleotide messenger RNA. RefSeq names its product arginine-glutamic acid dipeptide repeats protein-like. Gene Ontology annotation, molecular function: transcription corepressor activity. The record is from RefSeq and is a predicted model, not a curated record. Gene Ontology annotation, cellular component: nucleus. Lineage: Eukaryota; Metazoa; Arthropoda; Insecta; Lepidoptera; Noctuidae. The transcript has a single exon. The annotation marks the transcript as partial.